Messenger RNA from Lachancea fermentati, 1293 nucleotides. The record is from the annotation of a GenBank genome assembly. NCBI's taxonomy places the organism in Eukaryota, Fungi, Ascomycota, Saccharomycetes, Saccharomycetales, Saccharomycetaceae.
AUGUCUGCUACGAUUGAGUUGAUACUGUCCCCACCAUACAAUGAACAGUUCUAUACAUUCAGGGAUAUAAUUUCGGGCACAGUCAUUAUUACCCUUGAAAAACCACUAUCGGUGCAAAAAGUGGAUGUUAUCUUCAUGGGAACUUCAGAAACCGUUGUAAGACCUGGAGAUUAUGGUGAAAAUGGCACACUGACCAACAUACAAACCCCUCCAGGAGAGGUACGAUCUGACCAUGUCUUAGUCAAUUCAAAACAACAGCUAUUUCCGCCAGAAAAUGUUGCGAACGCUAUUCAAGGUUCCACUAAACCAUUCAAGCUUGAACGAGGUAAGUACGAAUACACUUUCUCAUUUCAAAUUCCCAAAAAACCUAAAUGCAUAUCGACACAUCCCAAGAAAUUAUUUACGUUUCUGUCAGACAAAGAAUUCAUAACACUUCCGCCGAGCUUCAACAAUUCAGUGGAUAGAAGAAAUAUAUCAAAUUUGGACACAUACUUUUAUACAUUGGGGCAGAUCGAAUAUCGCGUAUAUGCCAAAUUAUUCACUGGCAAAGGUAAAGAUUCAUGGUUCAACCCUUUUAAAAACAAGAAAAUUGUUAGCAAAGCCAUUGAGUUCAUACCAUCUCUUAUGCCCAAUGGUGAGCGAGAAGAGCUUUUACCAGAAACGGCCCCACCUUUAAAGACUUAUUCCUCCAAAUUUAAUAUUCUUCUCAAUGAUAGUCUGGAAGCGAGAGCAGAAGUUCGCGCCCGGACGCUAAACUCUGUUUUCAGAUUAGAUUAUCUUUUCAAAACCCAUUGCGGUAAAUUUGAUGAAGUCUAUUUGGUAUUUUCAGACCGCCCACCACCCAAUAUAGAUUUACGUCUUGUCAGAGUCCAGCUCAACCUCCUAGAAAUGGUGACAUAUUUAGCUACCGGGAGAACAAAUGCGAAUAUAAAUUCUCUUCGACUCGCCCAACAAUACAUGGAUCUUCCCAUUAUAUUAUCACACUGCCGGCGGAAACCUGAUGGAAGCUAUGAGUACCCUAUACAUCUCGAUCGGGUGGAAAAUUUGAAUUUAUUACAAUUUAACCAAGAAGACUACAGACACAAAGGAAACAGAUUGUACAGCUUUACUACCUGCAAUAUCAAAAGGAAAUACAAAUUUCAAUUAUUUCUGGAUUGGAAUUUGAAUGGGAAGAAAAUGUUGCAAACUGAAAUCUUAACUAAUUACGUUAACGUGUUUUGCGAGUCCCUAAAAUUACUAGAGCAUCCUCCACAGUACUCCGACGAUGAAUUACCUCCGCAAUACGAUUCCUAG